AUGAACAUCGUUCUCUCCAGGUGAGCACAGGUGUGGGUGACGGAGGACACGGUGACGAACGCUGAGAAGUGCUUCGGCCAGUUCUACUUGCUGCUGGCCGCCUACACCCGCAAGAGAGCCUGGCUGCGUGACAAGGCCGACCAACUGGUCAAGCAGCUCAUCGACUUCGCCAACAUGGAGAACCCGGAGAUGCGGGCCGCCCUGAGGAACUUCGCCGAGGACCUGGCCAAAGUGCAGGGUUACCGGCAGGCCCAGGUCGAGAGGCUGGAGACCGAGGUGGCCAAGCCCCUGAAGCUCUACGGCGUGCAGAUGAAGCAGACCCAGGCUGAGAUCAAGGAAUUCAAACACGUCCGGAACGAGGAGCUCAAACAACUGGAAAAGCUGGAGAGACUCAGGCAGAAGUCCCCUUCCCAGAGGCAGGCUCACACGCAGGCGGAGACCGGCGUGCAGAGGGCCUUGGCGGAUGCCAGCCGCACCUCCCACCAGCUGGAGGAGAUGGUGGAUGCCUUCCAGGAACAGAAGCUGAAGGGCCUCCAGAAAAUUUUUUCGGACUUUGUGACCAUUGAGAUGGUCUUCCACGCCAAAGCGGUGGAGGUGUAUUCCAGUGCCUUCCAGACCCUGGAGAGCUACGACCUGGAGAGAGAUCUGGAGGAUUUUAGAGCCGAGAUGCGUGGAGUUCACGGGCGUUAUGACGCUCGGCUGCUCACGGACACCACCUUGCCCCUGGCCGUCCCGUGGUUUCUCACCCAGAGCACCCAGAGCACCGUACGGAGCCAGAGAAAAGAAGCAGCCAGUGAGGACAAGUCUGCCGAGGAGGACCCCAUGGAGGACCUCAGGGGACAGGGGAAGGGGCUGCUUCGCUAG
Lagenorhynchus albirostris (white-beaked dolphin) is the source of this 864-nucleotide messenger RNA. It is a transcript of the gene CIBAR2, whose product is annotated as CBY1 interacting BAR domain containing 2. The transcript is spliced from 9 exons. NCBI's taxonomy places the organism in Eukaryota, Metazoa, Chordata, Mammalia, Artiodactyla, Delphinidae. Gene Ontology annotation, biological process: cilium assembly. Gene Ontology annotation, cellular component: ciliary transition zone; ciliary basal body. The record is from RefSeq and is a predicted model, not a curated record.